GUGACAGUGAGUGACAAUGGAACACCUGCUCUGUCUUCCACAACACGUGUAGUAGUUGCAGUAUCAGACGUAAAUGAUAAUGCACCAGUGUUUGAACAGAUGUACUACAAAGUCACAAUUCCGGAGUCUUCAAAUUUAGACGUGCCUUUGUUUCAGAAUGGCACAGAGGACCUUGAGCUUGCUGUUGAUACAUUUCUCGAAAACGGCACUUGGGAGAGUUUCGAUCCUGUCGGCUUAUCAGGAGAACCAAUAUUAAGGGUCCUUGCAUAUGAUCAAGACAUUGGCCCUAAUGGGGAACUGCAAUACAGCAUAAAGUCUGGUCGAGGCAUAGGGAAGUUCAAAAUCCAUCCAAGAACUGGUGUUGUUUACUCACAGCGUGGGUUCACAGCAGGACAAGAAUAUGAUCUAAGGAUUCGUGCUCAAGAUAACGGUCAGCCUCAGCAUAGCCACACCACUCGUGUAGCAGUUCAGGUGGCUGCAGUUCCUCAAGAGUCUCCUCACCCUCCCCAGAUAAAGCUCGCUAAUCAACAUGUUGAAAUCACGGAGAGUGAUCAGGCAGGAUAUCUUGUUGCACUUAUCCAAGCAUCUGAUGAGGAUGGAGACCUGCUGUGGUAUGACAUAGUAGGUGGAGAUGAACGAGAUGAAUUCUUCAUUGGGCGUGAUAAGGGAAAUGUGUUGCUGGCCAAGCAGCUAGAUUGGGAGAAGCAACAUGAAUACAACUUGACUGUCAGUGUGACAGAUGGAGUACAUACAGUAUACACUCAGUUGUAUGUAACAGUGAUCGACAUCAAUGACCACCGGCCAAACUUCUUACAGAAAGUGUAUAGUGUUGAGAUAUCAGAGAAUGUGGAUAAGGGAACUGAGAUUCUAAGACUGAUGGCCACUGAUGAGGAUGAGGACAGGAAGGUAUUCUACAGUCUCCAUGCAGCACGCAGCCCUGCGUCACUCUCCAUCUUUAAAAUUGACUCUGUUACUGGUGGUGUCUUCCUCAAUGAAAAGUUAGACAGGGAAACAAUUGAAGAACAUAUCCUGACAGUAAUGGUAAAAGAUCAGGGAACGCCAUCCAAACGAAAUUAUGCCCGUGUGGUUGUGACAGUCCAUGACCAUAAUGACCAUCCACCUGAGUUUACAAGUCCCAUUGUGCAGGGCAAAGUGUUUGAGACUUCACCUAUUGGUACUGCUGUAGUUCAGGUGUAUGCCAUUGAUAGAGAUCGUGGACAGAAUGCAAAGAUCUCGUACUCCAUAACUUCUGGUAAUGUUGGCAAUGUGUUCAGCAUUGACCCUGAAAUGGGCACAGUGAAUGUAGCGCGAGAGUUAGACUACAGUAUCAUGUCUGAGUAUACUCUUAUGGUGAAGGCUAUGGACAGUGGUUCUCCUGCUUUGUUUUCUACAAUCCAUGUGCAUAUAAUGGUUACAAUGGCUGAUAAUGCACCACCAAGAUUCAACAAACAAGAACAUGCAGCUGAGAUCUAUGAGAAUCAGCCAAUUGGUACCUAUGUGAAGCAUCUUGAAGCACGCAGUACAUCAUCUUUAUUUUUUGAAAUAAUAGAUGGGAACAAGGAUGAUAUGUUUUUCAUUAACCCAAGCACUGGAGUUAUUAUCACCAAACGUCAAUUAGAUUAUGAACUGAAUAAAUUCUACAAUCUUUCUGUAGAAGCUACCAAUAUGGCUGGAGCAAAGGCUCGGUGCGGUGUGAUUGUCCAUGUACUGGAUCGCAAUGACAAUGCACCACACUUCACACAGGCUGUUUACUCAGGUUCUGUGAGUGAGGCAGCUGCUAUAGGUUCCCUAGUAUUAACCAAUACAAGUGCUCCGCUUGUUAUCACAGCCCGUGAUCUAGAUUCAGAACUAAAUGCCUUGCUCAGCUAUGAUAUUAUGGAGGCCCUUCCUCGGAAGUUCUUCCAUAUUGACUCCAGCACAGGAGCCAUUCGUACUGUGAUGACUUUGGAUCAUGAGCAGAUAUCUGAAUUCCAUUUCCACGUGAAAGUAUCAGACCUUGGGAAACCAAGGUUAUCAUCAGAGACAGUGGCAAAAGUUGAGAUUUCAGUAACAGAUGUCAAUGACUGUGCACCGCGCUUCGUUCAUUCAGUUUAUAAUACCACUCUUCUCCUGCCAACAUAUAAGCAUGUUGCUAUUUUACAGGUGAAUGCCACUGACCCCGAUACAUCUGUUGGCACAGCACUGCGUUAUGACAUAAUUGAUGGAAAUGCAGGAAAUGUGUUUGCCAUUGAUGCCAGCACAGGAGUAAUCACAGUUAUGGAUCCUGACAAUAUCAAGCCUUUUCCUAAACUCCAGUUACGUGUCUCAGAUGGUAAAUUUUCCAGUGUUGCAAAAGUGAAUAUCCGCGUUGAAAAAUCUGAAAACUCUGGCCUAAAUUUCCAGAAAAAUGUUUACACAGGGGCGAUAAUGGAGAAUUCAACCAAAGUGACAACUGUUGCUGUUGUUAAUGUACUAGGAAGUGCCUUGAAUGAACAUGUGAUAUUUAGAAUUCUCAAUCCAACAGACAAGUUUGAAAUUGGAUCCACUUCUGGAGCCAUACGGACUACGGGAGAGAGAUUUGACAGGGAAGUGAAGGACAAAUAUGAAUUGAUUGUUGAGGCCCACAGUGAUGAUGCAAGAGGAGAUCGCCCUAGGGUUGCACAUGUAAUGGUGAAUGUAACAAUCCUAGACAUCAAUGAUAACUGUCCCAUGUUUGUCAACCUUCCAUACUAUGCUGUUGUGUCUGUGGAUGCCCAGAAAGGUGAUGUAAUAACAAAGGUCAGUGCUGUUGAUAUGGACAAGGGUGAGAAUGGAGAAGUACGCUAUGAACUUAUUAAAGGUCAUGGAGAACUGUUCAAAGUGUGCAGGAAAACAGGAGAAGUGACUCUGAAACAGAACCUGGAAGGACACAAUCGGGAAUAUGAGUUGAUUAUAGCAGCAUACGAUGGAGGCAUCAGUGCAUGUUCAACGGAAGUCCCUGUCCAUGUGAAAGUAAUAGAUAAGUCAAUGCCGCUCUUUGACAAGCAGUUCUACACCGAUAGUGUUCUAGAAAACAUCGAGUUGCACUCCCCUCUGUCUGUUAGUAUUCAGGCUGAGUCACCUCUUGGACGCAAACUCAUCUACAGCAUUGUCAAGGGCAAUGAUUUUGAGGAGUUUGCUCUUGACUUCAACACCGCCCCUGACAGUAACAAUGGUCCCUGUGUCAUCUAUGUCGUUGAUGAGCUGGACUACGAACAGAAGCAACAGUAUGAGUUGACAAUCCGGGCGACAGAUGGGGUGUUUCCUGUAUAUGCUGAAGUGCUUGUGAGCAUAUUGGUUCAAGAUGUCAAUGACUGUCCACCAGAAUUCACUCAGGAUGCUUACAAUAUUUCUGUCUCAGAGGCUGCACCAUUUGGAACAUCAGUCCUUAAAGUCAUCAGCCGUGAUAAUGAUACAGGUAUUAACCAGAACGUGCGAUAUGAGAUCCAGACUGAUUCCAGCAACUCUUCUGAAUACUUCCAUAUUGACCCAGAAGAUGGCUCAAUCUAUCUGAAAAGAUCACUUGACCAUGAACUUCAUGAUUCUCAUCACUUCACUGUUGUUGCUAUUGAUGGUGGAGUUCCUAGUCUGUCCAGCACAGCCCAUGUUUGGGUUACAGUUUUGGAUAUGAAUGACAAUCCACCAAAGUUUGAACAGCCAUCAUAUACCUGCUUUCUGUCAGAACAUGCACAGCGAGGUCAGUUUGUGACUCUUGUGACUGCAAGUGACCCUGACUAUGUAGACCAUGAGAGACUGGUCUACACUAUUGUUGGUGGAAAUGAACAGCAGACAUUCUCUAUUGACCAUACCACAGGAAUAAUAUCACUGAUCAAUAUGCAGAACUUUGCAGAGAGGUCAACAAGCCUUCUCAAUGUAUCUGUUACGGAUGGUGUAUACACCAGCUUCACGCGGGUAAAGAUAGAGAUCUUGCCAGCCAAUCGCAACAACCCAGUUUUCCCUCAGCCUCAGAUUGAAGUGAAAGUUGUUGAGAACCAACCCCAUGGUACUUUUGUUACUCAAGUUACAGCCCAUGAUAAGGACUUCCUCAGUUAUGGUGAUGUUAGAUACUCCAUUCCAUCCGAGCUCUUGAGAGAAACUUUCGAGAUAGAUAAAAGAACAGGAGUUAUAGUAACAAAAAAGAAGUUGGAUUGUGAAGCACAGAAACUGUAUGAAAUUCCUGUAAUGGCAACUGAUGGAGGAGGUAGAUCUGGCUUCAUCAUAGUUCGAGUGAAAGUUGCUGAUGAGAAUGAUAAUCCACCAAAAUUUCUGCUUCGAGAAUAUAAAGCCACUAUUCAAAGCAACCUUACUACACACUCAGGAUUUCUCAAGGUUAAAGCAGUAGAUAUUGAUGAUGAUAUGGCAGCUGAGAUAGAAUAUUCCAUUUAUGAGAACCAGUCUUCUGGAGUGAAGGAACUGUUUGGGAUCAGUCGGCAUACAGGAGGAAUCUUUCUGCUCAAAAGUGCAGUUCCUUGGGAGAACCAAGUUUUCCAAUUUUUUGUACGCGCACAAGACCGGGGUUCACCGCCUCUCCACAGCAAUGUUCCAGUGGAUGUGUAUGUGAUGGGAGCCCACGAUGUGGCACCUAUGUUUGAACGCAAAGAUGACAAGUUCUUUUUCUCAGAAAAUUCUCCACCAGGGACAGUUAUAACAAAGUUGAAGAUGGUGACAAACACUUCGGUUCACUACCGAUUAGUGUCCGGCAGUGAGGAGCUUCCGCUCUUCGCAGUGGAUGCUCAGGGACAAUUGUCUUUGGCCCGUACUCUGGAUCGUGAACUACGUGACUCGCAUGUUGUGGCCAUCCUUGCAGAGACAGACUCAAGCCCUCCACUUACUGCCCUUGCUGAAGUCACCUUGAAGGUCCUGGAUGAAAAUGACCAUGCUCCAGAAUUUGAGAGCAGUCCUUAUCGGCUUACAUUAGCAGAGAAUGUUGAGGAAGGUACAUCUAUUCUUAAAGUCAUUGCACAUGACAGAGACCAAGGAAGCAAUGGAGAAGUGCGUUAUGCAUUUGGAUCUGACAUUGGUGAACUAGCAAAUGUGUUUGCAGUGGAUGCCUAUACUGGUUGGAUUACCACAUUAGUACAGUUGGAUAAGGAACAGCAGUCAGAAUUCAUGUUCCAGGUUGUAGCCACUGACAAUGGCAGCCCCAAACACUUUGCUCGCACAACCGUUUAUAUUAAGCUCAUGGACUAUAAUGAUAAUCCACCAGUCUUUACAAACCGACACUACCUCGCUACAGUAAAUGAGGAUGCCCUGCCAGGAACUGUAGUGGUGGCGCUAGACACAAAGGAUCGUGAUGUGGAUCUUGUGUCACCAGUAGAAUUCUAUAUUACUGGUGGGGACCCUAGGUCACAGUUCCAAAUUCGUCAAACUGGUGAAGUAUAUGUGGCAAAGCCCCUGGAUCGGGAAAGUGUAAGCAAUUAUGUUCUAGAUGUCACAGCUACUGAUGGAAAAUUUAUUGCCACUACCAAAGUUACCAUUGAUAUUUUGGAUGCUAAUGAUAAUCCUCCCUACUGUCUGCGGUACCGAUAUCGGGAAGUUCUAUCUGAAGGUAUUCAUGCAGGCAGUUACGUGCUUACUGUCCUAGCAACAGAUAUUGACGAGGAGCCAAAUGCCAACCUACGUUUCUAUCUCACUGGAGAAGGAGCCGAUCACUUUUCUCUUGAUAAAGCUGCAGGACAUCUGAAGACUGUGCGUCCAUUGGAUCGUGAGCAGCAGUCCAAAUUUCAACUGACCGCACAUGUCCAAGACCGUGACAAGCCUGGGUGGGAAUGUUCAUCUCAGCUUGAACUUCUUGUCUCAGAUCUCAAUGACAAUGCCCCGCGUUUCUCUCUGGACUCUUACAGUGCAACAUUACCUGAAGAUGUUCAGGUUGGCAGUCUUGUUACUAAGGUCCAUGCCACUGACCGUGACAUCGGCAUUAAUCGCAAGAUCAAGUACUCAUUUGUGGACUCUGCCAACGGCCACUUCAAGAUAGCACCAGAUAGUGGUAUUGUUACCUUGGCCAAACCUCUGGAUCGUGAGACAAAGGCUGCAUAUAACCUCACAGUGCAAGCAAUGGAUCAGGGAACACCACAGUUAUUUCAAACAGCAGUUCUUACUGUGCUUGUAUUAGAUAUCAAUGAUAACCCGCCUGAAUUUGCAUCCAAGUACUAUUAUGCAAUCGUACCCGAGAUAAAUGCAGUUGGGACAGAAGUUGUCAGAGUGUUGGCAACAUCUAAGGAUACUGGUAUCAAUGCUGAAGUCACAUAUUCUAUUGUUGGUGGGAAUGAACAUAAGAAAUUCCAGAUUCAUCCUAAGUCAGGUGUAAUAAGCAUAGCAGAACAGUUGGACUAUGAGCGUGCUAAGGACUAUUUUCUAACAAUACAAGCUGUUGAUGGAGGGACUCCUCCUUUGAGCAAUCAUGCCACUGUCAACAUUUCAGUCACAGAUAGUAACGAUAAUGCUCCCAUCUUCAAUCAGGCAUCCUACAGUGCUCGUAUUAGGGAGGAUGCCCAGAUAGGAGAUAAAAUUCUACAGGUGUUGGCACAUGACCUUGAUAGUGAUGUAAAUGGGAAAGUAUCCUAUUCCAUUGCAAGAGGAGACAGACAUAAACAGUUCUCUGUUGAUGAGAAAACUGGCUAUAUUGCAGUUGCUGGAAAUUUGGAUCGGGAGAUGGUGUCAAGCUAUGUGUUAGAAGUUCAUGCCCGUGAUAGUGGUAUUCCUGUUCUGUCCAGUUUUGUAAUGGUCAAUAUUGAGAUAUCAGAUGCCAAUGAUAAUCCACCACUGUUCUCUCAGCCAAAUUACACUGCCAUUGUCCAGGAGGACAAACCUCUGGGCUACACUGUACUUAAGUUCUUAAUAACAGAUGCUGAUACAUCUCCAAAUGCUGCCCCAUAUACUUUUGAUAUUCGUUCAGGCAAUGAGGGUGGUGCCUUCCGGCUGGAACAGGAUGGAAUUUUGCGAACAGCAAUGAGAUUCAACCACAAGUUCAAAGAAAACUAUUUGUUGCACAUUCGGGUGUUUGACAAUGGAACACCUCCUCUGUACUCUGAUACAUAUGUUGUUGUCAAGGUAAUUGAAGAAUCACAGUAUCCUCCGGUCAUAACACCAUUAGAAAUAUCAGUGAACUCCUACCUAGAUGAAUUUCCUGGGGGCAUUAUAGGGAAGAUCCAUGCUUCUGAUCAGGACCAGUAUGACACACUGACAUUUGGGCUAGCUGACACAGCAACUGGAAGUGCUAGUACUGUAGUACUCAACCCAGCAUCAGAACUAUUUGAAAUUGAUCGGACUGAUGGAACUCUUGUGGCCCUACCUCGAUUGGAUGUUGGUGAAUAUCGUGUCAAUGUGACUGUCUCAGAUGGCAAAUUCACAUCUCACAGUAUCAUUAAAGUCUCAGUGGAGUUAGUAUCAGAAGAAAUGCUACACCAUGCAGUAAUUGUACGUUUCAGGGAUGUUAGUCCUUCAGAGUUUGUCCUCAGUCAUCGUAAGGGUUUCGUUAGGGCAGUGAGGAAUGCCUUAGGGGCACGUGUGAAAGACGUUGUCAUUAUCAGCGUCCAGCCAAGUGGACUUUCAGCACCACAGAAGGUUAGGUCCAAGCGACAAGCAGCUAGCCGUGAUUUGGAUGUUCUCUUCGCAGUGCGGAAACCUCAGCAGCCAAUGGCACCAAGUUUAAGCUUUCAUUCAGCUGAUGCCAUUCGUAAAGCUCUUACCCAACAUCUGGAAGCUUUGGAGCAGUCGACUGGACUUAUUGUUGAGGAGAUAAUUCGCGAGAAAUGCACUACUAAAUACUGUACAUAUGGUGAAUGCAGGGACCGUAUUGAACUUGACACCACAGUUGCUGCUACACCCAUUGCUACGGAUGUGACCAGUUUCGUGUCACCACGACAUCAGCAUCACGUUCUGUGUGACUGUAAGGAGGGAUAUGCAGGAGAACAGUGUGAAAUCAUUGUAAAUGAGUGCGCCCGUCAACCAUGCCCAGCAUUCAAAGUCUGCAUACCUGAUGCUUCAGUCCAGGGCUACUCGUGUCAGUGUCCUGAGGGAUUUGCAGGGACUACUUGCAGCAUUGAUAUUUCUAAGUGCCAUGAUGAGUCGUGCUACAUACCUCGUAACCCAGUUUCCUUUACUGGAAAGAGUUAUGCUCAAUACCGGGUUGACAAGUCUCUUGUGAAGAAGACUCUUGAGGAUCAGCUGAGUCUAUCACUCCGGAUCCGUACCAUGCAACCCACAGGAAAUCUCAUGUAUGCAGCAGGAAAAGUUGACUAUAAUGUCCUAGAGGUCGUAAAUGGUGUGGUGCAGUAUCGGUUUGACUUGGGCAGUGGUGAGGGGAUGGUGCGUGUGAGCAGUAUCUAUGUGAGUGAUGGGCAGUGGCAUGAGAUACGUCUGGAGCGGGAGAGUAACACAGCCCGUGUCACUGUAGAUGGCAAACAUGUAGCCCAUGGUUCUGCCCCUGGAGUAAAUGAUGUAUUGAACCUUCAGUCAGAUGACCUCUAUCUGGGUGCUGAAGUUCGGCAGCACCCAACCAUAUUGGGUUUUGAGGAUGUUCAGCGAGGUUUCCGUGGUUGUAUGGAUGAUGUUCGUGUUGCAAGAGUUUCAGUGCCAUUGCAUAUGAGCGGUGCAAGUAGUGUUGCAGUAUUACGUCGCUUUGCGAAUGUGGAAUUCAGUUGUGACCCUGCAACGGCACUUGCCCCACCUGGUGUAUGUGGAUCACAACCUUGUUUGAAUGGUGGGACAUGCAUUGAUAUUGGUGGCGAUUUGUUUGAAUGCCAAUGUCAUGCCCGAUUUUCUGGAACUUUAUGUGAGAUAGACACUGAUCCUUGCGCAUCAUCGCCAUGUCUGUAUGGAGGAAGAUGCCAAGCAGCAAGUGGUGAUUUCUCUUGUGAAUGUCCACCUCGAUUGGUGGGAAAACGGUGUGAGUAUGGACGUUAUUGUAGUCCCAAUCCUUGUCGCCAUGGUGGAGUCUGUGAAGAAGGUGAUGUUGGACCUAUCUGCAAAUGUCGAGGCUUUACUGGAGAGCUGUGUGCUGUGGAUAUGAAUGAAUGUGAAGCCUCUCCGUGCAUUAAUGGUGGCACCUGCAUCAAUGAACCUGGCAGCUAUCGGUGUGUAUGCCCUCCCAAUGUGACAGGGCUACACUGCUCAAGUCCACUGUAUUCCACACCAAUCACAUCUAGCAUCUACAAUGUAACAUGGGAAGAGGUAGUGGGCAUUAUAGGAGCUGUCUUGUUCCUAUGUUUUUUGGUCCUCUUGUUUGUGAUGUAUCGUCGCUUUCGUGUGAAACGUUCACGAGAAAGAGCCAACAACAUCAACAAUGAAACCCGGAAAGAUAUCAUGCUCAACUCUACACGUCCGAAUGACAAUGACUUCAAGCGUGGUUCAAAGUUGAGCAAUCUGGAAGUCAGUCAGGUUCCCCCCCAGUGUCCACCCCGCCCUGCUUCCUACACCCCUAGCUCUAACAACGAGCCCACCCCUUACAGCCAUUCGGCUGCAGCAGUGCUCAACAAUCUGGACACUUUGCGGAGCUAUGGCUCAGCAGGCGACGAGCUCGAGAAUGUUCCCCCUGACUAUCUACGUAACUUGAAUCGGAGCCCACCCAUAGUGCCACCUGCUCCUUCAUCCUUACCCCCUCCCACCUCAGCCACCAGUGAUUCGGACAGCAUCCACAAACCUUCCUGGGCUGACAACACUACCGACCUCAAUCACAUGGGUACCUAUUCUGACUCCAGUAAGAUCAAGAAUGACUUGAAACAUCCAGUUGUUAUGGAUUUGUCAUCAAGAGGAAUGAUCCUACCAACUGGCAGACUAGGUCGAGGGACUCUGCAGGGAGGGGGCACUUCUGUCACCUCCACUAGUUCUCUGGACGAUGAUCCUCGUCUUGUGGGUGGUUACCAUUGGGACUGUUCAGAUUGGGUGAACAGAAGUCAGAACCCUCUCCCAAACAUCACUGAGGUGCCAGGCAGUGAGGUGCCAGAUUCUUCAAGUUUCCACAGCAAUGAGAGUAAUGAGUCAAACACACAUCAGGGCAAUAUGACCCUCCCACCAGUGAUUGGACCUGUGGACCCAGCACGGGACAUCGAGACACUAAAUGAAGAUCAAGAAUCAGAGUAUGUUGGUGACUCGGAAUGUGGCACUGAAUAUGGUGAGGGAGGUGGGAGCCCAAGUCUUCUGCAUCAUCUGCAUCACAACAAUCUCCUUGAUGGUGGGGAAAGUGGUAGUGAGCAGGAGUUCCAUUUCCCUUCAGCUGGCAGCUAUUUACGUCACCCCAACACCUACCUUCCACGCUACAACAUCCACAGUGAAACAGAGACCAAUGGUGAUCAUGAAGACUCCGAUGAUGACGAAGAUGAUGUUGAACCUUAUGGAUUCCCAAGUAGCCGACGGCAUCACCAUGAUGAUGAAGAUAGCUCUGUCAUUACAGUUUUAGGAGAAAGAGCCUCUCUACUUGGAGGUUGUACCAGCAAUAGUGACCUCUCAGCUAAUCUCUGUGAUCUGGAUGAUUCAGAAUGCGAGGGCUCUGAACUGAAGAAGCUGAACCAUCGGCGAAACUGGGUACCAACAGGAAUUACACAGACCUCAGUGUGACAGGAGGUCUCUCACCAGAAACCAUCUAUUCUGGUAAUAGGUGACUUUUGACCCAAGCAUAUCACAUUGCAUGAUUUCACCACCAGCCCUAUGUAGUUACUGCUGGAUGCUGUUGGAAACAAACGUAUGAUGAUGAUUGUGAUGACAGUAAAUGAUUCUAUCAUUCUGAAGUAUUAUAACACCAUUUAGGAUGUCAAAAAGAAAUGAAGUAUGUAGGGCUUAUGAGGUUCUUACAGGAUUGCUAAGAAUUUUAGAUAGACGAGUUUUCAUUAUGGAAAAUGACAAUAAAAAGUAUUUUUUGGAAGGUCUUCAGUGACAUGUGCAGUGCUUGGCAGUUCGAGCAAGCAGAAUUGUAGCAGAACUUUUAUACAGUGAUCAAAAUAAACUGAAUUGUGCCAUGUAUUUAUGAGUGUCUCCAAGGGCUAAAGACAUUGGGUUAUAAACACUGGCCAUUCCCAUGCUCUACCCUGAAACAUAGCCAAUGCAUUUUUCGUAUGGAUUAGUGCCAUACUCCGAUAUUAACUAAGUACAUUGUGUUACUUUAAAAAAAUCUCAGUCAGUACAGAAAAUAUCUUAUUUUAAGAGUCAUAUAAUUUUAUUUCUUGAUUGAAGUGCUACAAUAUGCAAUUUAUAUGCAAAUUUAUUUGUGUGAAAUAUUUUAUCUGGCACCUCGUGUUGAUAGUGAAACAAAACGUAACUGUGGUAUGUAUAUUAUCUUGUACAGUGCUUUGGUGCAGCUAAGGAAGUUAAUUACAUUAUUAUUAUUAUUAUUAUUAUUUAAUGCUGUAUUUUUUUUAUCAUUUUAGUUUAAAAACAAAUAUAAAGUUUCCCAAUCAUGGCCUGUCACCAGUCUUCUUUAUAUGAUCGACACUGUACAUGCUGAGCAUGAAGUUAACCUGAAGACUGAACUUCUUACGAUUUUGUAUCCUGGAAAGUUAAGGAAAAGUGAAACCCUGUUUCUCCAAGUGCUACGAGCUCUGUGCAGAAAUGCAAGCACAGAGCAUAAAACUAUAUCUUAACUGUGAUCAUGGACCAUGCCUCUUGCCAGAAACUCAUAAUUCACAUGAAAUCAAAUGAGUUUUGAGUUGUUUUGGUGCUAAAGUUAAAAGAAAAAAAAGGUGUUUGUUUACACAAGACUGCAGGAAUAAGGUGAAUGUAGAAUGAAUUUAGAUUUUAGUUGCAUUCAAUGCAGAUCUCCUGUGUAAAUGAAUAAUUGCUUGAAAUUUGAUACAGAUUCUGAAUUCAAAAUGAAGUUCUAAAGCUACUUUUGCAGAGAACGUAAGGAACUUACCUUGGUCAUGUCUCUCCAUUCCCCUCCCCUCCCUCUCGUUUGCUAGAAGGUAAUAGUUUUGAUGUCCUCUGGUCCAGCCACAUUGAUGCCUUACACAAUGUAUGAAUGGGAACCAAAAUGUUCCACCCUGCUCAUGUUCAGGAACUGCUAUAUCAGGCUAGAGGCCAUUGAAACAAGUUGAUACAUGUACUGUAUUUAUUUAUCCAUAUGCCUUCUGUUUUUUCUGUCUCAUCAUUUAUACCGAUAUGUUGAUCUUCAUUCAUUGUACUUGAGAGUUAAUAAUGACCACUGAGCCUUGUGUCAAGGGAACAAUUGCUUUCAUUGAAAAGUAUGUACUUGUGGAAAAAUAUAUUAUGGCUGUUUUAAAGUCAUAUGCUUAACUGUAUGCGUCAUUACAUACAUGACAGUAUGUUAAUAUGAUGGCUUCUAGCAUGAUUCUGUAUGAAUUCAUUAAAUUGUACUGCAUGAAUUUGGUUAUUUGAAACUUGUAUGUUUUAUGUUCAUGCUUAUGACUAUAACAGAGCAUUUAAAGGAUUAAAUAACCAGUUGUUCCCAAGUAAGUGUGAACGUGACUACAGAUAUAUGUUUUUUCACACAGCUGCAGUACCUGUUUGUACAUGCUGGAAGAUUGAUAUAACAACUUCAAACUGGUAAUGGCCUUCUCUUUCAGAUUUUGAUCUUUUGAGUUAUGGCAUUAUGUAGCCUGAUAAAUGAUUACCAAUGUUUUGGGAGAACCUGCUGACUCCAUAUUCAUAAUAGAUAUACCAUGAAGAUGGAGGCAGUAGACUUCAAAACCAGACCACAUGGUGUCUUAACCCGAUGGUCUGAAAUCAUCACUGCCAUGAAAACCUCAGAUCACAUGGCCUUUUCUGCUUUUCAUCAGAUUUUAAUCUCUUGUUUUGCCAAACAAGCUCUGCACACUCAGUUUAGUAUAUGUUUCACUGUGCAGAGAUUAUGUUAAGCUUCUUUUUUUCCUGUAAAUAUAGUUCUCUGAACCAAGUAAUGUGCUAUGACUGUCAGAGAGGAAUAUCUGGCUCUAGAAGUUGAAGUUUUUCUACAUUGGCAUUUAGUUACUGAAGCCACAUAUUGGACAGAUACGUGCAUUACAUGGAGAACUCAGGAACUGUAAUUGUAAUAUCUGUGACUUGGGUUGGGUGAAUAUUUCACUUAAUUUUUGUGGGCAGUUAUGAGUACAUUUAUGUGCGCUUGGUCUUUCAUCAGGAAAAUUUCUGUUGCAAGUCUAAGAAACUCUAAAAUUCAAGUUUCUUGUGUAUAGACAAGUCCCUGACUUUGACUCUGAUGAUUAUUAUCUAGUUAAGAUGAACAGAAUCCCACAGGGGACCAUGCUUGUUGCAGCCAUUAGUAUUUGUCAAAUGUUACAGAUGCUUCUGAAGUCAUAGAGGAGCUCAGAGAGUUAGAAGUUGCAGAUGUUUGAGUUCAGAAGUUCUGGGUUGCAUAGAAAUUAUAUUUUUAUGAAUUCCUAAGCUGUAGAAGCAAUUAAAGAUCUUGCUGGAUUAUUGUCUAUGAGAAGUUGGCAGCAGCCAUCAGACUAUAACAGUUGUUGACAAACAGUGCUUAACAAAUUGAUGGCCACAUGUCAAAACAAAUGUUUAGUAUUUUAUGGUACAGUUAAGUGUAAAGAAACUGGAAUUUUACUUUGCUACUGUUGACAGAAAAAACUCCACAUCUAUUUUCUUGCUCUUGCAGACUUAUGCUUUAUACAUGGUAACCUGUUCAGCCUUACCAUUUAUGUGAACUGUUAGAUAAUUCUGAAAUUCUGUACCAUAUGAUUAGUGCAAUUCUAAUACAGAGUAUUCUGUCUGUACUAAGUUUAAUAGAGUGUAAAACAUGGCUCAGUGGUUGUCGUGCUGUAUAUAUACAUUGUGAUAUGGACCAGACUCAGGAAGAGGCAGCCCCUCACUUAGGUGUGUGCAGCAGUUUCUAAAAAGAGUGAUCUGUGAACACUCAAGCUACAUAUCUUGCAUGGUCCUCUUAAUAUUUACCCAUACUGGGUUAUAUAACUGAAUAAAUACAACUUCUUCAUCGACCAGCCUAAAAUUUGCUUACUUUAUCUUCUGUCAAUUUUAGGCUACGUGUGUGUAUAUAUAUACUAAGUGGAAUUCCAUUUCAAAACAAGAAAGUUGAGUGCUUUUUAAACAUUUGUACAUAAAAGUGUGUUGAUAAUAUAUUAUUGUAUUUUGAAGUA
Messenger RNA from Cryptotermes secundus, 14048 nucleotides. Its product is annotated as fat-like cadherin-related tumor suppressor homolog. The record is from RefSeq and is a predicted model, not a curated record. Gene Ontology annotation, molecular function: calcium ion binding. Lineage: Eukaryota; Metazoa; Arthropoda; Insecta; Blattodea; Kalotermitidae. Gene Ontology annotation, cellular component: plasma membrane. Gene Ontology annotation, biological process: homophilic cell-cell adhesion.